AUGGCGACAGUUGAAGAAAAAACGAAGAGCAAACCACCAGUAUAUCAGGAAUCGUCGCAGUAUCGGCAUUGGCGAUUCAGUCCCGAGCAAAUAUGGGAUAUUCGUCGAUCCAGGACAACGUCAGCCGUGGAUCGCGUACGGAAAAAUGUGCAGGAAGAUAUGGUAACAAAUCAACGCCAUGUCCCAGAGAAUACCCAGUAUUUGACUGUGGACGAAGAAAUGGCCUUGUGUCGCUUUUACGAGAAACAGCUGCAAGGCAUUUGCAAACACCUCAAGUUUACAGAAAUGGUCAUGGCGACGGCAGUGAUUUAUAUGAAGCGAUUUUUUCUGUACAACACGGCGAUGGAUUAUCAUCCAAAGGAUGUCCUAUUGACGUGUUUGUUCUUGGCAACAAAGUCUGAAAGUGAACGGAUCUCCAUUGACGAGUUCGGCAAAAGCCUUCAACUACCAUCGACAAAAAGCAUUUUAAACCUCGAGUUUACGGUAUCGCAGGGCCUAAAAUUUGAAUAUUACGUUCACCAUCCCUAUCGACCGGCCUACGGCUUCUUUUUGGACAUGCAAGCAAUGGAUAAAAAAUUGCUAAAGGAGACUUAUGCAAAAGUGCCGGGCGUUAUUGGCGAUAUGCUUUUGACGGAUUUACCGCUCAUCUACCAACCGUCACAACUUGGUCUAGCCGCCUUUUUGAUUGCGGGCAAAGACAACGGCUUUGCGACGCAAGUACAAUCAUAUAUUGAGAAAAGGUUCCCGCAAAAUACAAAAGAUUUGCUCGACAUUGCCGAAAAGGUUGCAGAGACCAUCCAAAAAACCAUGGCGGUGACGCCCGAACAAGCAAAGGAGAUUGAUUAUCGAUUACGUAUAUGCACGAACCCUGCAAAGAAUCCAGAGUCGGCACUGUAA
Radiomyces spectabilis is the source of this 897-nucleotide messenger RNA. Its product is annotated as cyclin-like protein. The transcript has 6 exons. Gene Ontology annotation, cellular component: nucleus; transcription factor TFIIK complex. Gene Ontology annotation, biological process: regulation of cyclin-dependent protein serine/threonine kinase activity; regulation of transcription by RNA polymerase II. The record is from RefSeq and is a predicted model, not a curated record. Gene Ontology annotation, molecular function: cyclin-dependent protein serine/threonine kinase regulator activity. The coding region runs from base 1 to 897 and encodes 298 amino acids. Lineage: Eukaryota; Fungi; Mucoromycota; Mucoromycetes; Mucorales; Radiomycetaceae.